CCUUCAGCUGUCAGACUUUGGCCACCCUGCAGGUUUUGUUAGCAAACUAACGCGAACUCUGCGACUUUAUUUAAAGUUGUGCAUUCGUCUGCUAACCGAUUUUGGAGCUUAAAAGCUGGCGAUUGAAGCGCAAAGCUUGCACGAAGACGAGGCGACUCGUUUUUAAUCGCUGCUAGCUCUUGCAACACAAGCCAGCGAUAUACGAGCGAGUGUAAGAGUAAAUGCAGGGAGGGAGGGAGUAAAAAAAAGGCAAAAGUCUUUGUGCUUCCCUUCCCCCUCAUCAAAGCGAAGGGGAAAUGUCUCUGUCCAAAGGAGGGAAGAAGAAAAGCCCUGGGCUGAAGCUGGCCAAAGAAGUUUUUGCAACGCCAGCACCAGAAGUAACAGCGCCCCCUCGAGAUCUUGACUCUAAAGCUUGUGUCACAAUUGGAGAUCAGAACUUUGUGGUGAAGGCAGAUGACUUGGAGCAGAUUGAAGAGCUGGGGAGGGGAGCGUAUGGUGUGGUGGACAAGAUGAAACAUGUGCCCAGUGGUGUUAUCAUGGCUGUCAAGAGGAUCCGUGCCACAGUCAACACUCUGGAGCAGAAGAGGCUGCUGAUGGACCUGGACAUUUCCAUGAGGACCGUGGACUGCUUCUACACUGUGACUUUCUAUGGCGCCCUGUUCAGAGAGGGUGAUGUUUGGAUCUGCAUGGAACUGAUGGACACAUCUUUGGAUAAGUUCUACAAGAAAGUUAUUGAGAAGGGCAGAACUAUUCCCGAGGACAUCUUGGGCAAGAUCACAGUAGCGAUUGUAAAGGCAUUAGAACAUCUGCACCGUAACCUGUCAGUGAUACACAGAGAUGUAAAGCCCUCCAAUGUUUUGAUCAACACCUUGGGCCAAGUGAAGAUGUGCGACUUUGGCAUUAGUGGCCACCUGGUGGAUUCGGUGGCUAAAACGAUGGAUGCAGGUUGCAAGCCCUACAUGGCGCCUGAGCGGAUCAACCCUGACCUCAACCAGAAAGGCUACAGUGUCAAGUCGGACAUAUGGAGCCUCGGUAUCACAAUGAUUGAACUGGCCAUUUUGAAAUUUCCCUACGACUCAUGGGGAACUCCCUUCCAACAGCUCAAACAGGUGGUGGAUGAACCUUCUCCACAGUUGCCUGCUGACCGUUUCUCCCCAGAGUUUGUAGAUUUCAUCUCACAGUGCUUAAGAAAGAAGCCCAAUGAACGACCGGCUUACACAGAAUUGAUGAAACAUCCAUUUUUCACCCUGCAUGACUCCAAAGAGACAGACGUGGCCAGUUUCGUCAAGGUCAUCCUGGAUGACUGAUGGGGUAACUCCAGGCUCCGCCUCAUCGGGGAUAGGCGGGACCUCUCAGCAAACGAACCUAUGGCCUACCUUUUUGUGAAAACUCACUGGAAUGACAGACUCAUGCACCCACACACAACAAAGGGGGUGACCCAAAGACUGACAGCAGCCCAUCAGCACUGGAGUUGGACAGCAGUGGUGAUAUGAACUUGUGCGGUCAACUGGAGAGGUUUUAAUUCACUCUCCAGCAGUUAUGCAGUACGACAAAAUAUGAACUCACCCCAAUUUGUUGUUCUUAUCUUGUUCAGUCCCCCCCCCCCCCCCC
This is a messenger RNA of Pelmatolapia mariae (spotted tilapia), 1611 nucleotides long. Its product is annotated as dual specificity mitogen-activated protein kinase kinase 6-like. The coding region runs from base 297 to 1307 and encodes 336 amino acids. The record is from RefSeq and is a predicted model, not a curated record. Gene Ontology annotation, biological process: protein phosphorylation; MAPK cascade. The transcript is spliced from 12 exons. Lineage: Eukaryota; Metazoa; Chordata; Actinopteri; Cichliformes; Cichlidae. Gene Ontology annotation, molecular function: MAP kinase kinase activity; ATP binding.